This is a messenger RNA of Penaeus chinensis, 2606 nucleotides long. RefSeq names its product carbohydrate sulfotransferase 11-like. The record is from RefSeq and is a predicted model, not a curated record. The coding region runs from base 606 to 1769 and encodes 387 amino acids. The transcript has 8 exons. Gene Ontology annotation, cellular component: membrane. NCBI's taxonomy places the organism in Eukaryota, Metazoa, Arthropoda, Malacostraca, Decapoda, Penaeidae. Gene Ontology annotation, biological process: carbohydrate biosynthetic process. Gene Ontology annotation, molecular function: sulfotransferase activity.
AAAAAACAAAAGCCUUUUCGUGGAAUUAGAGUUUAUGAACGAAUCGAAGCGGGUCAGUCACCUGUGAAACCUCCCUGAGCCCAACCACGUGAGAGUACUAAACAUGUGCUUUGACAAAACCUUUCAAAACGUAAACAGAGAACAGAGUGAAGGUGUUAUUUUUUUCUUCUUUUUUUUUUUUUCUUUUUCUUAUUUUCCUCGCCAGGUUCUCGAGACGUAUUGUGUUUGUGAAUAUCCCAGUCGCUUGAUGAAGUAUGUCGGCGAAAGUUACCUCGUCCGAAGUGUGUCCAGGAGGGUGCCUUCGCCUGUCCUCGAUACCCAACCCCGUCAAGAGGUUCCUUGUUUAUGCUUUGGAGAUGUAACAGUAUUAAGGAUAUGCAACAUUCAUGGUGAAUACCUAUAGAAAAAGAGGUAUUAAAUGAUACAAACUAUAAAGGUAAACUAAGAAAAGAUAGAAAGAAAGAGAGAGAGAGAGAAAAAAAAAAAUAAAGAAAUAUAUAUAUAAAGAGAGAAAGAGAGAGAGUGACCUCCCCCCCCCCCCCCUCCAGCAGAAAUGACUUAAUGACGUAACCCCGAAACACACGUCAAAAACUCCCCCUCCAAAGAUGUACGCCAAAGCACGAGGGUUGGCCGCAGGAAGGGCAUCAGGGGAAGAUAGCAGACGGUCGACGAGAGAAGGAGGCGACUUCCACGCUCUGAAAUGCAGGAUAGUGAACGCCCUACACAGAGUGAGGACUGCAGGAUGGGGCGUGUGGGUCGUGGCUCUGCUCUUGUACGUGUCCCUGGCGCUCCUGCUUCAACCUGACGCCGAGGAGCUGAUCGAGGAGGAGCUGCUGGAUCUGCGCGAGUGGGUCGCUGAGAACGAAGGAAUGAUGCGAGAGGAACAUAAACUAAGGAGCCAGACCGCCCACGAAGUAUGUGCAAAAUACGAUGUCUACAUGGGACAGGACGAUUACAUUAGGAAGUCAACACAGCAAGGCGAACAGUUACAGUACUCGGACUGGUUCACGCUCAAACGCGUUAACUGGAAUUCCAUGUACUAUUCCCCCACCGAAGACUUCGUAUAUUGCAAGGUCCCUAAAGGUGGUUCCUCAACCUGGGUCUACAACUUGCUCAAGCUUGCCAACGUACCGGACGAACAGAUCGAUAUCCGGUUGCACCAACGUCUGCGAGAUUAUUAUCCAAAGAUGUCAAGCAGUACAAUGAAAAAGACAUUAAAAAAGAGUUACAAGUUUAUGGUAACCCGACAUCCCUUUGAACGCCUCCUCUCCGCCUACAGGGACAAACUGGAGAGCUACGAGCGUGACCUUAUGUUCAGGAACGGUUAUUACAACACCAUGUACGGCAAGUAUAUCGUUAAAGUCUACCGUGACGACUCGGACGUGACGCUCAGUAACCGCACCGAACCGACGUGGCAGGAGUUCGUGAAAUACCUUAUUAACACUCCGUCUUCGAAGUUCGACGAGCACUGGAGGCCGAUCUACGCUCUCUGUUCGCCGUGCGUGAUCAAGUACAACGUCAUAGCCAAGAUGGAGACGUUCAGUGAGGACACUCAGUUUAUCAUCAACCAGCUAGGCUUAGAGGAUCGCCUGCACGUUGAAUGGAUCCACAAGACAAGUGACACACGAACGUCCGAUAUUGCAACGGCUUAUUUCUCGCAACUCACCUUGGCGCAGAUCGAUCAGCUGUUCGAGAAAUACCGACUAGAUUUCGAACUAUUCGGAUACGACUACGAUGCCUACCGACAGAUGGCUCUGGACAAUAUCUGAGCCUACACGUCAUUUGGAAAGUUUAUAUUAAUUUAUUUAUAUAUUUUCGUAACGUGUAGGGUCACUGUGAUUCAUAUAUGUACUGGAUCAGUAUUCGCUCGCUGUUUGAUUAAUAUUUAAAAUGCAUUAUAUCUAGAUAGAUUAUCUGAUAAUUUAUGGGAUAAGAUAUGAUUUCAAAAAUCAAAACAACAAUUGACAUUUGCCUGUUAAUAACUCUCACUCACACGUAGCCAUCUUCAACACACAAAGCAAAAACAGAGAUUACUUUUUUUUUUGCUCUUCUUCUUCACUCUCACCAUAUGAGGGCUUCUCUCUCUUUGCCGACUAGCCAUGGGUGAUCUUACAAUACUAGUGUUACAUACUUUCUCUCAAGUGCCAUGUAAUACAGGGCAUUUGUUAACCACCGUUUACAGACCUUAAUUACCGAGUCUGCAUGUACCAUUGGCAAUCUGUUCUUCAUUCAUAUUAUUAAGCAUCUGUCUACUUUCACUAGGGUAUUUACCCGUCUCUUUCACUUUCCUAUGUCUUCUUGGAUCACCUAACAUCUCUCUACCUGCAUUGCAUAUCCUUCUUGUUAUGGUCAUGACAGAAAGGCAACACGCAUCACGAUUCACUAUUUACUAUUUGUGUCACUAUAUUAUUUACAAUUUCAGAGGAUGUUUUGUAAACACUCUCGUUCUAAUGGUUUGCUGUUAAACAUUUCCCUCCUUACUCCACAUGGUAACAAUCCAAUAUUUACUUUAUCCCAAGAUAAUAUAUACAUUAUAUAUUCACAUGAUACUAUAUAUUUAUGUAUAUAUAUUAUGUAUACAUGAUAAUAUAUAUAUAUACACACAU